CAUAGCAAAAGUAGACCAUCUACCUGUCGCUAAUCUUAAUCGUUUCUGAUUUGAAGCGGAUGCUCUCACGUGUAUCUACUACUAUAUUCUCAUUCUAGCUUAUAAGCUUUCAUUCAUACUAUCAUUUCUUAUUUGUUUCGCAUUUCCCCCCGCAAAAAUGCCGAAGCAUACACGUUCAUCCAGUUCAAACCAGAACCGGUACUCAAACCCUCUACCCGUGACUUUGGCGCCGUCGGCCAUGCCCGUCACUUAUAGCACGCGCCAGACCGCCAUGCCUAUGAACACAAAUUAUUACAAUGCCGUCCCGUCUUCGGCCGCGGCCCCGGUUCCUAUGGCACAGGCCUACGACCAGUAUCCCGUCCCAACUCAGCCGCCUCCUAUGCCUCACCGGCCUUCUUCCGGCGCAUGGUCGCAACAGGACGACCAUAACUUGCUCACGGCCCGGCAACAGGGUCUCAACUGGGCUCAGAUCCAGAGCACGUACUUCCCUACUAAGUCACCAAACGCCUGCCGCAAGCGCCAUGAGCGCUUGUUGGAGCGCAGGGGUGCCGAUGACUGGGACGCCAGGAAACUGGAGCGUCUCGCUAAGGAGUACAUGAGCAUGCGCAAGGAGAUUUGGCAGGGCCUAGCCGCACGGACUGGUGAUAAGUGGACUGUAGUUGAGGCAAAGUGCAUGCACAAUGGCCUGAAGAAUCUUCAGUCGGCAUCCCGUUCAGCGGCCCGUCGUGAGCGGCUAGAACAGGGUCACUCGAUUAAUGGGUAUGACGACGAUAGCGGUAUUUCCGGCAUCGGUCUGACUCCAGUAGAUGACCUCGACGCGUCGUACAGCAGCCCGGAGACGACUGCUUCGAGCGCGCAUUCGCACCACUCCGGCGGUAGCAACGGCUACGGCAUGCACCCCAUGGCAAUUCCCUACGGCUCUGCUGCUGGCUAUUCGUCGAGCUACAGCUCAUCCGUCUCGUCAGCAGCCCACGGGUAUGCUAUGCACGGCCAUCCACAUCACCACUCGCAAGAUAGCUCACCUUAUAUGGGCAACGGCCAGCGCCUGCCUAGCGUCGACAUGGGCAUCGAGGCCAUCAUUAACCGACCUGGCCACGGCCACAACAACGGUGCCCCUAGCAUUUGACAACAUGUUGACACUCAUCGAAAUACGGCGACACUUUACUAUAAUUUUUCCUCGCAUUUUUCCCAUUUUCAUUCUCCAUCUUUUCAUUAUGGACUCUUCGGCUCGUUCUACAGAGUCUCUUGAUACCUUUUUUCUAAUCCUUCUGGGGACACGACGAAAUGACGAAAAACCUGCGUGUGGAAAGACGGGAUUAAAGGGUAUUUAUUUUUGAUGUAACCAUUUCUUCUCUCACACAGGAGUUGUUUGAUUUCUGGCAUCUAGGGGGCCUUAGGCUGCAUUCCUCUCCUUUUUCUUCUCUACCUACUUUCAGUCAUGGGGAUACCUAGAGGGGCAAAGCAAACAAACAACGGAAGCGGCACAAGAAUUGGAGCAGCACGCAU
Molecule: messenger RNA, 1506 nt
Organism: Xylaria bambusicola
Lineage: Eukaryota; Fungi; Ascomycota; Sordariomycetes; Xylariales; Xylariaceae
Exons: 3
Coding region: 158-1126 (322 amino acids)
Source: RefSeq, a predicted model, not a curated record